AGGGACUGGCAGCAGGAGCUUUCCUAUUGUUUUUCUGGAGCAAAGUGGGAACGGGAUGUGAACCCAGUUCAAGAGGCUCUUCUAUGUUACAUAUUGGACCAGGAUUGUUCACCUGCUGAGCUAAUUGUGAAGGAGGGAAGUGUGUGCCUUACACGUGAGGAUUUCUGGUCCUUGGGGUUAAGUCAGUGCAUGGAAUCAAAUAUUGGAAAUGCUUGCCUGAAAAUAGUAGAGGAAAUGGGAAAAGACAUACACAUCUUCAAUCUGUAUGUGGUGCCCCUGUGGAAGGCAGAUGUGGAUCCUUUCUGUUCACUGCCUGACCUGACAACGAAAGACCUUGUAGUUUUCCCAGCAUGGAGCCAACAACAGGACGCUGCUGAUCACUACCUCCUCUGCCAUUUUCCUCUUCAGUCCAACGGACAUGACUGUGGGAUCUUCAUGUUAAUGUAUGCCCUCUGCAUCAGCACAUCAACCCCAUUUACCUUUUCCCAGUGGGAGAUGCCAACCAUUCGCCGUUGGUGGUGCCUCCAGAUAAUGGAGAGGUUUUGCAUUGAAGGGCAUGGACAACGAUUUGCUCACUGGACAGAAGAAUCCUCCCAUCUUCUUGAAGGAAUCCUGGAACCGGUCUUUAGGGUUCCAAAGUCCACCAGUGCAGAGACUUCCCCCAGAAAUGGUUAUGGUGGAGAGGGCAAUGCGAAGAAUUGA
This is a messenger RNA of Cyprinodon tularosa, 702 nucleotides long. RefSeq lists its product as uncharacterized. Gene Ontology annotation, molecular function: cysteine-type peptidase activity. The record is from RefSeq and is a predicted model, not a curated record. The transcript is spliced from 10 exons. NCBI's taxonomy places the organism in Eukaryota, Metazoa, Chordata, Actinopteri, Cyprinodontiformes, Cyprinodontidae. Gene Ontology annotation, biological process: proteolysis. The annotation marks the transcript as partial.